AUGGGAGUCAGUUAUGGAGCAGGAUUGCUAGAAUUCCUGGAUAUACCUUUCAGCGAGUUGCAUACUAGUUUUUGGGUUGAUGAGGUAGCUCGAUUCAAUUAUUCAGAAUUUGGAGAUGUAAUAUCUUUUGAUGCUACAUUCCGAACCAACAGACAUUUCAUGGUGUUUGUUCCUUUCACUGCGGUUGACAACCAUAACUGCAAUGUUGUUCGUAAUUUGAAGGAGUCUACCAUUGUUUGUAGUUGCAAUCACAUCAGUCGACAUGGUUAUUUAUGCAGAAACGUGUUUAAAGUUUUGCUAAACACCGGUGUUGAAUCUAUACUUGAAAAAUACAUUUUGAGAAGAUGGAGACGCAACCUUAUGACGAUUGAACUUCAAAACAGCCGUCAAAGAAUAUGCGAUAUAGGCGAGGAUCAACGCAGAAUAAUAAAUGAUACAUAUGACGUUAUCGAUGAUGUGUUGGACAUAUUAAGAGAUAACAAAGAAAAACUAGAAUCAUUUAUGGCCACACUUAAGGAAAUGAGGGAUGAUGUAGCCAAAGAUCGUACAUAUGAACCUUUGAUGAAACGUAAAGAGUGUGGAAUAGAACAAAUUAUUGGUUUUACAAGACCCGAUAACAUUGAGAUACAUCCCGCUACCGGUAUAAGGAACAAAGGUUGUGGUACGUCCAAAAGAUUGAUUGCUGUAGCUGAGAAAGCAACAGUGAAGAGUAGCCGGCCUAAGAGGAUGUGUAGUGGAUGCAAGUUGAUGUCUAAUCACGAUAUCCGUAACUGUCCAGCGAAGAGAAAGUAG
Cynara cardunculus var. scolymus (artichoke) is the source of this 792-nucleotide messenger RNA. RefSeq lists its product as uncharacterized. The transcript has 4 exons. The coding region runs from base 1 to 792 and encodes 263 amino acids. Lineage: Eukaryota; Viridiplantae; Streptophyta; Magnoliopsida; Asterales; Asteraceae. The record is from RefSeq and is a predicted model, not a curated record. Gene Ontology annotation, biological process: regulation of DNA-templated transcription.